This is a messenger RNA of Meira miltonrushii, 2008 nucleotides long. RefSeq lists its product as uncharacterized. Gene Ontology annotation, cellular component: nucleus. Gene Ontology annotation, biological process: regulation of DNA-templated transcription. Bases 1 to 1881 code for a protein of 626 amino acids. The record is from RefSeq and is a predicted model, not a curated record. The transcript has a single exon. NCBI's taxonomy places the organism in Eukaryota, Fungi, Basidiomycota, Exobasidiomycetes, Exobasidiales, Brachybasidiaceae. Gene Ontology annotation, molecular function: transcription cis-regulatory region binding; DNA-binding transcription factor activity, RNA polymerase II-specific.
AUGGAUAAAAGGAAUGAAAUCAUAAGUUCAGGAAAUUCACCUUUACUUAAAUUUUCAUCUUCUUUCUCUCGAAAUAGAGACGCAGACAAAGAACAAAUGUCUAAUAAUGAAUUCGUGAAAUUUCAAGAUAUACUUGCAAAACCUUUUCGAAGUUCACUUUGGCGAAUUUUGAAGAAAUUUCAAGAUGAAAAUGGACAUAGAUUUAUACCUAUGUAUUUUGGAGAAGGAAACAAAAAGAAUGGUGCAACGCAGAAUAUAAAUGUUAAAUCAUCUGAACAUCCCAUCUCAAGUAGGAUUGGAGAAUCACUUUAUCAUCCCACUUUAAGACAACAUUUGUGUCCUCUGACAGGAGAUAAACCUGUACUCGGUCGAAUCGUAGCUGAUUCACCACUUGUCGUACGUUUUGACAUCUAUCCUGAUCCGCGAAUUUUAGGAAUAAUCUCGUCAGCGAGGUGCGAAGAAUUAUUGUUAUAUUACGAUUCAUACUUACAACCGUGGGCAGGAGCAAUCCCUUCUGUACAAGAAUUAUCAUUACCUGGAACACGUUGGACUUCAACAUUCCUGCUUUCAACUGUCUUAUAUCUUGCAUCAAGAUUUAGCAAUGCAAUCACAAAUUCUCAAGAAGAGCAACUUUUAGGAAUGCAUACACGUUCACUCGCAAUACGUGCAUUUGGAUGUGCAGAUCAAAGUUUAGAAACACUAACUGCUCUUCAUCUUCUUACCGUUUGGAAAGCUCUUGAUGAUGGUUAUUCUCAAUUGUAUGUAGGAUAUGCAGAUCAAAUUGCAAACAUAUCUAGAACAGGUGGAAGCAAUGGAAGCCCUUUAUCAGAAAAAGAAGCAAGAGAUAUAUUACGAAUUCAACUAUUUCAUUAUGUUCAAAGGAGUACAUUUCAAUUAUUUUACGUUCCUUUGAUAAAUGAAAUAAUGGAUCAAGAUGGUUUUAUUUUACCUUUUCCGAUUUCUUCAUCUCCUCCUCCGCCACUUCUAGCUUUAGAAAGAUUUGCAGCUGGAAGUGCGACUUCAUUAUCGGAUUGGCAACUUUGUGCGACAGUUGAAGGUCGUUCAAUUCAAAGUAAAUACAGAGACCUACUCGAAAAAUAUAAACCAGGUCGAUUUGGUAGAUCACGUAAUUUAUCGGGAGAACAAAUUGCACUUUUAGAGGCCUUUUUUUGCGAAAUGGAAGCAUGGGAAUAUCGUUGGCGCAGACGGCGAUCUAGAAUAAGUGAAUCGAAAAGAAGUUCAAGAACUCCUGUUCAAAGAGAAGAAGAUAGAACACAAGCAGAAUCGGAAGUGUAUCUAUCAGCAACUGAAAAUGAUCGAGGUUGGAUCAGAUUUGAAAUCCUGGGUAAUAGCAUUUGUUUACAUAUUUCUUCUCUCGCUUUUCGACAAUGCAUUGAAGUUUGGUUCGAAACAUUUCCUCAAACCAUCUUUCAAUCAAUCGAAAAAGCGUUGGCUGAAAUGAUUCAACGUACGUAUCAAGCAUGUAUUGAUAGCGCAAUUGGUCUGUUGGAAAAAAUUGUUUCGAUAAAUCCUCUUUCUCUUGUCCAUAUGCCGGAUACGGAUUUCAUAAUGCUCAAUUAUGCAGCAAUGUUUGUCGUUUAUUUGCUUUUAUUACCUUCAGAAAUAGAAGAUGAUAUUCAAGAACCAUCCUCAAGACAUUCAAUUUCAAAAGAGGAAUAUCUGAUAAACCUUCUCAGUGGAUAUACGAUAAAAUUUAAAGAAUAUCUGGAAUUAAUAAAAGUCGUAAAAGAUAGUGUUGAACGUGCUUCGCAAACUCGGCCGGAAUCUACUUGUUGCUUUUUAAGCUCCGAACAAUUUAAAAGCCUCGUUGCUUUAUUCGAAGCAACUAUUCAAGGUCCGACGCUGACAAAAGAGACAUGAGAAAAUGCCUAAAUACUUGAAAUUUUAUUUGUAAAUACUUUGUUUUGAAAAAAAGGCAGCCUGUCUGUCCUUAUCUUUGGAAAGACAUCUGCUUGAAUAAAUAUCAGAUGGCUUCUGCAAUGGCGCG